GAUAUUUUGUUGUCUAGAACCUGUUUUAUGACUUGCACGUAUAGGGCUUAUAAACAAUUGUAUAUAUGCAAGUGUAGAGAGAGAGAGAGAGAGAGAGACGUGAUGAUCAUAAGCAAAUCUUUGUGGUAUCCACGUUUGAUUCCUGAUGAUAUAAGUAGAGGCCAAAUCUAAGGCCAAAGUAAGAAAGAUGAGUAUGAUUCAGAAAACAGCCUUGGCUCGCAACAUCACUUUGGAGAAGGAGAGGCAGAUUUCAGUGGAUCCGAUUUCAAUGCAGGCGAAAACAGAGGCGACGUCUGUACUAGUUCAUCGCUUGCUGCCACCUGCUGCGAGUGGGAAGUUUGUAAGCUGCAGUCUCCCCAACUCGCCACGCGAGUCGAAGCAGAAGAAGAAGCACAAGAACCAGCAGUCGCCCCUGGCACGACAGCAGUCCGUGGCGCUCGGCAACCUGGAGCGGCUACGGAUGCAGAGGAGCAAGUCGUGCGGAGAGGGAAGGGUCUGCCAGCCGUCCAUGGACCUGGACCUUUGGCACCGUGGUGAGACGAAAGCAGAAGGGGGAGGAGGUGGCGGCGAGGGUGAAGUCAAGGCCAAGAGCAAGGGCGAAGACAAGUUCAGAUGCGGGACUUGCUUGUUCCUCCCGGGUUUAGGCAAGGGGAAAGCAGCCAUGCGGAAGGUGGCGGACGAGCACGUGCACGUGCACGAGCAGGCGGACGUAGUAUCCCAAAGAGUGUCUCUCGAGAAAUUCGAAUGCGGGUCAUGGAGAUCGUCGGCCAUCAUAAACUCCCCAGACGGCGAUGGAGAUGAUGCUGCUGCUUCCAAUCUCUUCUUCGAUCUCCCGUUGGAGCUGAUGCGAUGCGCCAGUGUCAACGACGUGGAAUCCCCGGUCACCACCGGGUUUCUGUUCGAUGGGAACCGAAAAGUGGUUGCCAAACUCGGGAAAUCAGACGAAUCACGCCAUGUUCGCUUUUCUUCAUCUUCUUCGCCUCGCCUCCGCAAACAAAGGGAUGAUUUCACUGCCUUCUUAGAAGCACAGAGUGCUUAAUUAUCUAAUCCCUUCACAUAUUAUUCGGAGAGCUCUCUUCCAUUUC
Messenger RNA from Salvia hispanica, 1085 nucleotides. RefSeq lists its product as uncharacterized. The record is from RefSeq and is a predicted model, not a curated record. Gene Ontology annotation, cellular component: chloroplast thylakoid membrane. Lineage: Eukaryota; Viridiplantae; Streptophyta; Magnoliopsida; Lamiales; Lamiaceae. Gene Ontology annotation, biological process: response to photooxidative stress; photosystem I assembly.